Bolinopsis microptera is the source of this 1195-nucleotide messenger RNA. RefSeq names its product dehydrodolichyl diphosphate synthase complex subunit Nus1-like. The record is from RefSeq and is a predicted model, not a curated record. The coding region runs from base 5 to 706 and encodes 233 amino acids. NCBI's taxonomy places the organism in Eukaryota, Metazoa, Ctenophora, Tentaculata, Lobata, Bolinopsidae. Gene Ontology annotation, molecular function: ditrans,polycis-polyprenyl diphosphate synthase [(2E,6E)-farnesyl diphosphate specific] activity. The transcript has 6 exons. Gene Ontology annotation, cellular component: dehydrodolichyl diphosphate synthase complex; endoplasmic reticulum membrane.
CAUCAUGAUGUUCGAGGGGUUUCUGUUUGUUAUCCACCUAUUUUUACACACUUACUGUCAACUGCAAGUGGUUGCUCAGUGUUUCAUCAACUUGUUAAGGUGGUGGAGGGUGAAUAAGUGGAAUGCGGAUAUCUUCCUCAACCAGACGAAAAACCUGGGGAAAAUACCCGGCCACGUCUCUCUCAUGUUCUUAGAGGAGGACACCCCAGUGGAGGAUAUCGUUAAACCGAUAGUUUGGUGCAUUUGCUUGGGCGUUACUACGAUCUCUCUGUACGACUACUACGGCAGACUACGUUCCAAGAAGUUAGAUAUUGACAAGGAGCUCCGGGAGUACUACUCUGAUUUUACUAAAAACUGUAGAAACUCGCCCAAGAACCAGCCUUCACCGAGGAUACAGUUUGUCAGUGUUGAAAACGGUAGAACUGACCUUGUUUAUGCAGCUCGAGAUAUAGCCCAAGAUCUGCUGAAUGGAGUGGUAAAAGAGGUCACCAAAGUAAACUACCAAAAUUAUCACAAGGUGUUUCGUAACGACCACCCCGAUCUAAUGAUGAAGUUUGGAAUCCACACCACGCUGGCCGGGUACCCACCAUGGCCCGUCCAUCUCACUGAGAUCAUAUCUCUUCCCACCUGUCAUAUGAUAUCCCCCUACAACUUCUUAGACUGCCUCAACAGAUAUUUUAAGAUUGAGAAACGUGUCGGAAAAUAGCAGUUUAUUUAAAUAGUUAAAUUGAUGUCGCUUUGUGAUGUUUUUCAAGCGAUAUAUGUGUAUUUUAGAAUUAGUUUCAGUUAGAUAUCGUUAUAAUGAUAUUUAUGCCAAGCCGUUCACAUAUCACGUCAUCAAUUAGGAUCAUUACCCCAAACUUUCCCUAAACUGUCAGAUGUUCAGCAUUUGACUUAAAGUCGUGAUAAUUUGCGUGACGUAUACUGUAUAAGCAUUGAAUUUUCUCCCAUCUAUUAUGAUGCUUACACAAUAUAACAGUCCCUUCUGGUUAUAAUUUCUUUUUACGAGUGAUUUCUCUUGACCCGUACCUUGCUUUUUUGCGACGAAGAAAGUGAGGUAUGUUCAAUGAGUAUUGUUAGUUGAAAAAAAGUUAUAAUAAUGAAAAAACAGUAUCGGUUCUAUUUCGAAGUAUGUGUUUUAAAAUCAAUGCUGUUAGUGUAAUGAUUUAUUUUUUGGAAUUAGUAUACAUUUAUU